CUGAUUAACAGGUGUCAGGUUUUCAGCAGGCGCAGGCAUGAACCAGGUCAAUGUUUGAGAGGCUGACGGAAUUAGGUCGGAGAGGCAGCGAUAUCAUAAGGACAGUGGCAUUUUCCUGUUGGUUGUAUAGCCAUUGUUUAAGCCUACGUUUUGAUUCUUACUAAACUUUCAGGAGCUGUUUUGAAGGAGAUUAUGGAUUCUCAGAAACACCGUCUCAUCGAGGAUGAUACUACAACAUACUCCAUGCCAUUACUGGGGUCAUUCCCUGGUUCUGAGCAAGACAAAUGUCCCAGUCCAACAGCAGAGGCUGGAGACAGAACUGCUGCAGCUGUCCGGUGGCUUCCUGUUACUGCUACUGGUCACUGCCAUGAGAACGACAGGGCUUCGUGGACAGAGAGUCGUGAGAAGCAGCUGGCCAAGAGGAAACUCAUCAUCGCUUCUGUUGUCAGCCUGGUCUUCAUGGUUGGAGAGGUGAUCGGUGGCUACGCGGCACACAGUCUGGCCGUCAUGACCGACGCAGCUCAUCUCCUCACAGACUUCGGUAGCAUCAUGGUCAGCCUCUUCUCUCUAUGGGUCUCCUCCAGACCUCCCACCAAAACCAUGAAUUUUGGCUGGCAUCGCUCAGAAAUCCUGGGUGCCUGUUUGUCAGUGCUGUCCAUCUGGGCUGUGACAGGAGUGCUGGUGUUCAUCGCUGUUCAGAGGAUCCUUAACGAUGACUUUGAGAUCCACAGCCAGAUCAUGCUCAUUACCUCAGGCUGUGCUGUGGGGGUCAAUGUCUUAAUGGCCCUAAUCCUCCAUCAGUCCAGUCACAGCCACGGUCCCUCCUACCACCGACCCCAUGACAAUACAGUCAACCUGUCACACGGCCACUCUCACGGACUCCCUGGUGGCCAUGGCAACACCAGCGUGAGAGCGGCUUUUAUCCAUGCAGUAGGGGAUCUGUUGCAGAGUCUGGGGGUACUGCUGGCUGCUACCAUUAUACACUUCUGGCCUCAGUAUAAAAUAGCAGAUCCUAUUUGUACCUUCAUGUUCUCUGUAUUUGUGCUGGGAACAACUGUCACUAUCCUGAAGGACGUCUUCAGGAUACUCAUGGAAGGGGUUCCUAAAGGUAUCGACUUCAAUACUGUGAGAGAAAUGCUGCUGUCGCUGAGAGGAGUCAAGACCACACACAACCUCCACAUGUGGGCCCUCACAUUGAGCCAGUCACAGCUCUCUGUACACGUGGCUAUAGAGGAAGAUGCCAGUCCCCAACAGGUACUCAUGGAUGCUACCAAGCUGCUCCAGUCAGAGUUUGGUUUCUCCAGCAUCACCAUCCAGGUAGAGCAGUAUGCAGAGGAGAUGAUCUAUUGCAUGCAGUGCCAGGACCCCACGGACUGACAUCACUACCACCAUGGGGGCUGAGACUGAACUAUAGGGACCACUAUAGGAGAUUGUCUGUCUGAAUCCACCAUGGAGGUUAUUUGAGAACCCUGUACAAAAUCUAGCAUGUGCUGGAUAACUACUCGAUUGAGAUUUGUUAACAGUCUGUCAUGACAGACCACUAUGGGGCUAAAGACUCUAUGGACAAGAGAGGUUUCUCUACCCUAUGAGAGGGAAGAAUUCUUCCCAGUCUGUACUGUAUGUCUGUUACAGUAUGCCGUGUGAGGUCACACGACUUCAACAGGGUGUACUGUAGAUUAUACACUGGGACGUGAGGUGCUAUCACGUCAUUUUCCUUAAUGUAACACUUCUGUGGGAAAAGCUCCUGUUUCGAUCAAUAUUGGUUUUUCUAGUAAGAUAACAGACAGAUAGACCAGGUCAACAGAAAGUGUCAUUGUCACAUAUAAUGUUUUAUGUGAAAUAUCUGGUCGUGUUUAGAUAAUUACAUGUAUCAUAGUUAUUUAGUUUAUAUAAUAUAACAGGUGUGGUAUAUUAACAUAAAUACUGAAACAUUUCAAUCUCGAACAUUGUUUUUUUAAACCUUUCAGUUUGUAGACCUUUCAUUUCCCUCUACAUUCUUACUGAUUUACUACCAAGGUGAGACCAUGGUGAUUGAGGGACUUCACAGAGAAGGUGAGAUUCAAUCCAAGGCGUUUUAUAGACCAGCACACUGGUAAUCCAACAAUGCGCCUUUGAAAGUUAAUUUCCCUGACGUCCGUGGAGAUCACAUUCAAUGUAAACUUUGUGCAUGUCAACUCAAGCAUAAAUUACCUUUAAAAGAGUCAAGAACCACAUUUACACUGCUCUGUAAACGUGCCUUGGAUUGAAUCCAGGACUUAGUUGUUCAGGCUCUGAGUAAUGUGUUGAGCCUGGGGAACAGACGCACGCCGCUCUUUUUAAAAAUGUUUAAAUUAUUUUAUUUUACCUUUAUUUAACUAGGCAAGUCAGUUAAGAACAAAUUCUUAUUU
Molecule: messenger RNA, 2387 nt
Organism: Oncorhynchus tshawytscha (Chinook salmon)
Lineage: Eukaryota; Metazoa; Chordata; Actinopteri; Salmoniformes; Salmonidae
Product: zinc transporter 2-like
Exons: 8
Coding region: 193-1377 (394 amino acids)
Biological process (GO): zinc ion transmembrane transport; response to zinc ion
Cellular component (GO): plasma membrane
Molecular function (GO): zinc ion transmembrane transporter activity
Source: RefSeq, a predicted model, not a curated record